CACUGUUAUUUCUUCACAGCGUAAGUUGAAACAACUUCCUCUUCAGUUUUCAUAUUAUCUUGUUAAACAUGUGGCGCAUUCGAGACCUGCUGUUCAUCCUCUGCAUUGUUCUCAGUUAUGUGACCAGAGCAGCAGGAGUGAUCCAUGUGUUUGGAUAUGUGGGCAGAGAUGUUGACAUUUCCUGCUCCUAUGAUCAGGGUUAUGAGUCUUAUGAGAAGUACCUGUGCAAGAACGACUGUGGCAGCAGUGAUGUUCUUAUUACGACAUCAGAAACAAAGAAGAACAAAUACUCCAUCUAUGAUGACAAAGAGAAACGAAGCUUCACAGUGACCAUCUCUGAUCUUCAGUCUGUGGAUGCUGGGAAAUACUGGUGUGGGAUGACGAGGACUGGAAAAGAUAUCUACACUGAAGUAAAACUGGAACUAGAACAAGAUCACUGCUGCAACAAUGUGGAUAAAAUUCAAAGUCAUGAAAGUGAUUCAGUGUCCAUCAUUUGUCCAUAUGAGUUGGAGUACCAGAACAACCUGAAGUUCAUCUGCAGAGGAAACCAGCCCUCCACAUGUCUGCAGCAGGCAGUCAUCACCUCUGACAGCAAACAAAAUGGACGCUUCACACUCACUGAGGACAAGGAGUCAAGAAGAUUCACAGUGAACAUUAACAACCUGACCCAAGAGGAUUCUGGGUGGUAUCUUUGUGGUGUCCAUACAAACACUGGACUGGAUGUUUUCUCUGCUGUUGAGCUGGAGGUCAAAGUGUGGUGUUGUGUGAAGACACUUGCUAUGAGUGGUACUGUGACACGUCCAGUCACUCUGCAGUGUCCUUAUCCACCACAUCACCAGAAUAACAGGAAUUUCCUCUGUAAGGGAGACCACCGCAACAACUGCACAGAUGUGGUGACCAAUGGAAGCAGGUUCACACUGCAAGAUGAUGUUUCUCUCAGCUCCUUCUCUGUCAUGAUCACAAACCUGGAAGCAGGUGAUGCUGGGAUGUACUGGUGCGGUUCAGACUCACAGUGGAGAGCUGGAAACUACACCAGGAUUCAUCUGUCAGUGGCCUCGCCUCAGGAAACCAGCACUGUGACAGAAACCAGCACUGUGACCACCAAUGUCACGUCACACUCAACAUAUGGAACUACCAAACACACUGAAGAUGUGACACUUUUAGUUUACAUUCUGCCUGCAGUACUGGUGCUACUGAUCCUGCUGUUUGUCCUUGUUGUGCUUUUUAAAAACAAAAUCUACAAAUGUCGAGGAGGUGGAGUCAGUGUGAUCGCAUUGAACAGUGCUGAAGCAGGAGUAGAGGUCAGGAGUUGCAGGGAUCCAGGACAAGAGCUGUCCUGCUCAGAGCUGGGUUUGUACGUGCAGCAGAGCUCCAGUCAUGGUGAUGAAGCAGCUGAAAGACAAGAACCUGUGUACCAAAGCCUCUGUGCAACAGAAGACAUCUACUCUGUUUGUUUGUGCAGUGAAAACAAGAAAGUCUCUAAGAAGCCUGAGAAACCUGAGAGUCCCAUUGAACUUCAGGAGAGGUGCUGGGGACUGGAGGAGCGGAGAAGGAGGUUCAGAUGCGUCUCUCUGAAUGCCAAGGAAUACAACCCAGUUAGCUCAACGUCAAACUUAACUGUUGUUUUUUCAAAAUUUUUCACACAGCGUAGUUUGAACAACUUCUUCUUCGGUUUUUAUAUUUCCCUGUUAAAGAUGUGGAGCGUUCAAGACCUGUUGUCCAUCCUCUGCAUUGUUCUCAGUUAUGUGACCAGAGCAGCAGGACUGAUCCAUGUGUUUGGAUAUGUGGGCAGAGAUGUUGACGUUUCCUGCUCCUAUGGUCAGGGUUAUGAGUCUCAUGAGAAGUACCUGUGCAAGAACGACUGUGGCAGCAGUGAUGUUCUUAUCACGACAUCAGAAACAAAGAAGAACAAAUACUCCAUCUAUGAUGACAAAGAGAAACGAAGCUUCACAGUGACCAUCUCUGAUCUUCAGUCUGUUGAUGCGGGGAAAUACUAUUGUGGGGUGACAGCGUUUUUCAAAGAUAUCUACACUGAAGUAAAACUGGAACUGAAACAAGAUCACUGCUGCAACAAUGUGGAUAAAAUUCAAAGUAAUGAAAGUGAUUCAGUGUCCAUCAUUUGUCCGUAUGAGUUGGAGUACCAGAACAACCUGAAGUUCAUCUGCAGAGGAAACCAGCCCUCCACAUGUCUGCAGCAGGCAGUCAUCACCUCUGACAGCAAACAAAAUGGACGCUUCACACUCACUGAGGACAAGGAGUCAAGAAGAUUCACAGUGAACAUUAACAAGCUGACCCAAGAGGAUUCUGGGUGGUAUCUUUGUGGUGUCCAUAGAAACACUGGACUGGAUGUUUUCUCUGCUGUCGAGCUGGAGGUCAAAGUGUGGUGUUGUGUGAAGACACUUGCUAUGAGUGGUACUGUGACACGUGCAGUCACUCUGCAGUGUCCUUAUCCACCACAUCACCAGAAUAACAGGAAGUUCCUCUGUAAAGGAGACCACCGCAACAACUGCACAGAUGUGUUGACCAAUGGAAGCAGGUUCAUGCUGCAAGAUGAUGUUUCUCUCAGCUCCUUCUCUGUGAUGAUCACAAACCUGGAAGCAGGUGAUGCUGGGAUGUACUGGUGUGGUUCAGACUCACAGUGGAGAGCUGGAAACUACACCAGGAUUUAUCUGUCAGUGGUCUUUCUGGAAAGCACCAAUGUCAUCUCAACCUUCGCUGUGGAAACCACAGUCAGUCCAAGAAACAAAGCUAAUUCAACAAACUCUGCUAGUAAAGUACUUGAAGGCGGAGCUCUCUAUGUGGUUGCCAUUGUACCUGCUGUGCUGCUCAUACUAAUAGUGGCCCUGAUCAUAGUUUAUAAGAAGAAAUGUCAAAAAGUACAAGACACUGGAGUGGGCAUCACCAGACACUGUGCGGCAGCAGGAGAACCCAAAGGUUCAGAAGAGAUUUAUGCCAAUGAAGAAACUGUCGGGUUCUCAACGCAAACGACCUCUAAACUGCAGGGCGCCUGUAACGCAGGCGACGCAGAUGACGACCAACCAGACUACGAAAACUUCACAGCAACAGAAGAAAUCUACUAUGUGGAGCGUUCAAGACCUGCUGUUCAUCCUCUGCAUUGUUCUCAGUUAUGUGACCAGAGCAGCAGGAGUGAUCCAUGUGUUUGGAUAUGUGGGCAGAGAUGUUGACGUUUCCUGCUCCUAUGGUCGGGGUUAUGAGUCUUAUGAGAAGUACCUGUGCAAGAACGACUGUG
Mugil cephalus (flathead mullet) is the source of this 3250-nucleotide messenger RNA. RefSeq lists its product as uncharacterized. The record is from RefSeq and is a predicted model, not a curated record. NCBI's taxonomy places the organism in Eukaryota, Metazoa, Chordata, Actinopteri, Mugiliformes, Mugilidae. The transcript is spliced from 19 exons. Bases 69 to 3185 code for a protein of 1038 amino acids.